AUGGCAAGCCUCGAGGGCAAUCGAAAGGGCGGCAACGUGCCUGCGGUCGAUGAGACUCGGCCGGUGAGCCCGACAAACUCCAUUGAGGAGGCCAAGCGCUCUUCCGACGAAUCGAGCGCUCCGAGCCGAGAUGUUCUCUACGCGGCCGGCGUCGGUCUCAGACCUGACGAUCCUUCCUUGCCAUGCCUCACCAUACGGAUGUGGUUGAUCGGCAUCGGCUUCUGUCUCUUGGGUAGCGGUGUCAACACCCUCUACACGUUCCGGUUCCCGUCGAUCAGCCUCUCUCAGUCGGCCAUCCAGUUCUUGGCAUACCCCGUCGGUAAAGCUUGGGAGUUUGUGAUUCCGGAUUGGGGGUUUUCCGUCAAGGGACACCGCUACAGUCUGAACCCGGGCCCUUUCAACUACAAGGAAAACAUCCUCAUCUACAUCAUGGCCAACCUCAGCUUCCUCACCAGACUGAGCGCCGAUGUGCUGACCGAACAACGAGUUUUCUAUGGCUUGGAAGCAGGAUGGGGCUUUGAGCUGACUAUGACGCUUGCGACAAUCAUAUUCGGCUUCGCUUUGGCCGGUCUAUGCCGUUCCUUGGUGGUCGAGCCUGCUGGUCUGUUGUGGCCAGGUGUGCUCGGAAACACAGCUCUGAACGCCGCCUUGCAUGCGGGUAGAAAGGAGGACCAGUCUGAGACCAAGUGGACGGCCUCGAGGUACAAGUUCUUCAUGCUCGCAUUCAUCGCAUCCUUCUGUUGGUAUUGGUUCCCCGACUUCAUCUUCCCGGCGCUCGGAUACUUCACGUGGGUUUGCUGGAUUGCCCCCAGCAACGCAGUCGUGAACCAGGUGUUCGGGAUGAAGAGCGGGAUAGGCCUACUGCCUUUUACCUUUGACUGGAGUCAAAUUGCUUACAUUGGAUCUCCUCUGGUCGUGCCUACCUGGGCCAUCUUGAACGUCCUUGCGUCUCUCGUCUUCUGGAUCUACGUCAUCUCUCCGGCCCUGUACUACUCGAACACCUGGGAGUCUGCGUACUAUCCGAUCCAGAGCAACUCCAUCUUCGAUAAGAUGGGGAAGACGUACAACGUAUCCAGGGUCAUUGACAAGAAACACGGCUUCACGUUCAACAGCACCAAGUACGAUGCCUACUCCGAUAUUUACCUGCCAGUCACAUAUGCUCUAAACACCUUCGGCCUCUGCUUCGCCACGAUUGCUUCUCUCUUCGUGUGGCUGUUCCUCGAAAAGCGUCGCAGCAUCGCCGCCGCAUUCCGAAGUUCUCAGUUGCCGGCCCUCUUCGGCCGCAAGGUCGUGCCUCGAGCCAACCCGCAGCCACUUUACCCUACAGUGCCCAUGUGGUGGUACUGGAUCGCGACUCUUCUCGCGUUGGGUUUGGGCAUGUUUGCAUGCGAGUUCUACCCGGUCCAGCUUCACUGGUACGGAGUCAUUCUCGCAUUUGUGGUGUCCUCGGCUUUCUUCGUCCCGCUCGCUUGGGUAUAUGCCACCACCAACAUGAAGAUUCAGAUCGACAUCUUCUGCCGCAUCGUCGCAGGGUACAUCUGGGAGGGGAAGGUGCUCGCCAAUAUCUGGUUCUUUAACCUGGGAUACAUCUCCGGCAUCAAGGGAUUGGCAUUCGCCCAGGACCUCAAGCUCGGGAUCUACUGCAACAUACCGCCGCGGAAGCUCUUCCCCGUUCAAGCAGUUGGUCUCGUCAUCGGCAGUCUCGGCCAAGUCUCCGUGCUCAACUGGGCCCUCAACCACAUCCCCGACAUCUGCACGACCGAUGCGCCAAACGGGUUCACCUGCCCCUUCUCUCGCACUCACUUCAACACCAGCAUGGUAUGGGGUGCUCUGGGUCCGCGUCGCUUCUUCGCUGAGGGGGCAAUGUACCGUAACCUGCUCUGGUUCUUCCUCGUGGGAGCGGUCCUGCCGGUGAUCGUGUACUUGCUCCGGAAGAAGGUCUUCCCCAGCGCGACAUGGCUGAAGAAGGUCCAUGUGCCACUCUUCCUUGGUGCUCUCAACUACAUUCCCCCGGCAUCGGGUACCAACUACGGCAGCUGGGCGAUUGUAGGUCUCAUCUUCGGGCUGUUGAUCAAGAGGAGACAGAGAGAUUGGUGGAGAAGGUACAACUUCGUGCUAAGCUCUGCCCUGGACUGCUCUGUGGCCAUUGCUGGUAUUGUCAUCUUCUUUGCCUUGUUCUAUACGGGUGCGUCGAAGCAGUUCAAAUGGUGGGGAACGGACGUCUACAAGAACACUUGUGAUUGGAAAAGCUGCACUUACUUGAAGAGAGAUACCAAGUAA
Colletotrichum karsti is the source of this 2280-nucleotide messenger RNA. RefSeq lists its product as uncharacterized. Gene Ontology annotation, biological process: transmembrane transport. The coding region runs from base 1 to 2280 and encodes 759 amino acids. The transcript has 9 exons. Gene Ontology annotation, molecular function: oligopeptide transmembrane transporter activity. The record is from RefSeq and is a predicted model, not a curated record. Lineage: Eukaryota; Fungi; Ascomycota; Sordariomycetes; Glomerellales; Glomerellaceae.